Messenger RNA from Branchiostoma floridae (Florida lancelet), 1953 nucleotides. Its product is annotated as zinc finger protein 184-like. The coding region runs from base 163 to 1560 and encodes 465 amino acids. Gene Ontology annotation, biological process: regulation of transcription by RNA polymerase II. The transcript is spliced from 2 exons. NCBI's taxonomy places the organism in Eukaryota, Metazoa, Chordata, Leptocardii, Amphioxiformes, Branchiostomatidae. The record is from RefSeq and is a predicted model, not a curated record. Gene Ontology annotation, cellular component: nucleus. Gene Ontology annotation, molecular function: RNA polymerase II transcription regulatory region sequence-specific DNA binding; DNA-binding transcription factor activity, RNA polymerase II-specific.
ACCAAAAUCUUGAGGUCAGUGCAUGAGUGAGGUAAUCAGUGGGCCUGACCCAUGACCUUUAACCUGGACAUUUGUUCGUGUCUGGAAAGGUACCGAGCUUCUACUUCAAAGGAAGGAAUACAUGGAACCAUCUUCCCUCCUACAGUGUGGCUAUAAACCAGCAUGUCCAGACAACAGGAGAUCAUCUGUGGCCUCUCGCACGAGGUGACCAUAGCAGUCCUCCCCAGACUGAACAUGGAGGAGCUGAUGUUUGAACUCAACAGAAGGAUUCAAAACCUGGACAAAGAGGACAGCAUCAAAGACAGGCUGGUCAGUAUCCUUAGGGAUGUGAUGUCGGAGGAAUACCUUCAGUUGAAAAGGAAAGCAGAAGUAAGCAUUCCAGGAAAAGAACAGGAGACAAUCAUUAUGCAAAAGAAUAUUCCAAGGGCAUAUGCAGAAACGAUGUCAACAGAGACUUCAACUCCUGGCGCCUCACUGCAAAGUUCCGGACUAGACAUUGAGAACAGCAGGGAAAACAGCAAUAAAGUGCAUGACAAGGAGCUGGCACUUAAUGCAGUCCAGGUGCAGCUGACAGCUACACUUCCUUCUUUUCAUGGCUCCCCGGCACAAAUGAAUACUGUAGAACACUCCUGCAUUGAAGAAGAAGAAGAUGUUGCUAUGGCAACUGAGGAUGAAGCACAUAGAAGCAGUCAUGAUGAGCUGAACAUGGGCACUCCUACUUUCAGCACACAAGUGCUUAAUGCAGUUAACUCAAGGAGUAAUACUUUCACAGAGAAGCCUGUGGAAGAUGAUAAACCCUGUGAGGAAACAGCCUUUGCCGCUUGUGAAACGACUCCAGACAACACUGAAAGACAUGCAUGUAUAAAAACGGAAUGCCAUGUGUCCGAGGAUGAUCGAAUUUCUCUACCGUCCAGCCAGAAUCAAAAUGAACGUUAUACUGAUGACAGAGAGACUGGUUUGAUAAAUGGUGAGCAUGAGAAAAGUCCCAAAGUGAAUAUUGAGGAGACUCCUUCUACUUGUUGUAAACUGACUCCACACUGGACUUGUAAGAACUCGAGAAUCGAUAUCGGUGGAUUUAAUACAUUGAAUGCACAGAAACACUCCAAGCACAGGCAACGUCACAAAACAGGAGAAAAGCCUUUUAUGUGUGGUGAAUGUGGUUAUAGGGCAUCAGAUAGGACCAGACUUGUCGAUCACAUUAGGACACACACUGGCGAGAAACCGUUCAAGUGCAACCAAUGUCAUUAUCAGGCGUCACUUAAAAGUUCGCUCGUCAAGCAUAUGAAAAAACACAGUGACGAGGAACCUUACCGCUGUGAACUUUGUGAAUACAAGACCUACCGUGGGGCACACAUUGAGAGACAUAUGAAGUACCACGCUGGUGUGAAACCCUACAAAUGUGAGGAAUGUGGCUAUAGGACAGCUGAUAAGGGUAAUCUUACAAAACACAUGAGGUGUCACACCGGUGAGAGACCCUACAGUUGUCAAGAGUGUGACUACAAGGCAAGUCAAAGAAGCAGCCUCGUCUGGCAUAUGAGAACCAAGCACCAAUGUAAAUGAAAAGUCGCGAUCAUUUUGUUUCUAAGAAAGUUUGUUUCUAUAAUAUAAAUUUUGAGUUGACCUCUUAUGAUUUGGCAUAAAAGUUGUGUUUUUUCAUGUAUUUACAGGGAAGUAAAAGUAUAACAACAAUUGAUUGUAGAUGGAGAGUAUUCUUGUAUUGAAUUUUGUUGAUAUUAGUAUUACAAACUGUGUUUCAAUAAGUACCAAAUUCAAUAAAGCUUAACAUUGGCAAGCUUCUGUACUCAUAUGUUGAUAUAUUAAGUCACAUAAAGUAAAUCUUUUGGAUGAUAUCAGAGCGCUCGUCAAUUUUUGCCAAAUGUUGAAGAAAAAAAGAAGAAUUCUUCCCCUCCGGUGAUGCUCAAAAUGACAAGAAGAAACCAAAAUGGAAAAAUA